Messenger RNA from Oppiella nova, 608 nucleotides. NCBI's taxonomy places the organism in Eukaryota, Metazoa, Arthropoda, Arachnida, Sarcoptiformes, Oppiidae. The record is from the annotation of a GenBank genome assembly.
UGUACUGUAUUAUAUACAAACUAAAUGAUACAGGUCGGUUAGACACGGCUCUGGUGGUGGGCACUAAUAUGCAACUGGACCAGCCACACAUGCGUUUAUUUCAGGAGUUAGGUAUGUGUUCACCGCGUGGUGUGUCGGCCCCACUGGACAGGGAGGCCGACGGUUACGUGAAAAGCGAAGUCGUCGGCUGUCUAUUACUGCAGAGACGGGCGAACGCGCGACGCGUUUACGCCGCCAUACGUGCGGUCCGUGCGAACAACGAUGGAAACAAAAUGGACGGUAUGUUUCACCCGUCAGGUGCCGCACACGAGGAGCUCAUUGCCGAUACGGUGGCCGACGCGGGCAUUAAUCCUUUGGACUUGACCUAUAUCGAGGGACACCUCACCAGCACCAAGGUUGUUGGUGACGUUGAAGAAGUUAAAGCAAUUUAUAAUGCGUAUUGUAAAAUACCCGGACGCAAAACUCCAUUGCUAAUUGGGGCGUUGAAAAGUAACCUGGGACACACAGAGGCCGGCUCCGGGAUGGCAUCCAUCAUAAAAAUGUUGAUAUCCUAUGAGAAUGAAUGCAUUCCUCCGAACAUUAAUCUCAAUGAACUGAAGGAUGAAUUG